AUGUCCUGCAAGAAGUGGUGCUCUAACAGCCAGGCCAAGUGGAUCCUUGCUGGCAGUGUCAGUGUGACCCUGGUGUUGACCAUUUCAAUGGUCCUGGGCCUCACCCUGCAUCGUCCAGGCUGUGAUCAAGAUGCAGUUUGCCGUUCAGAUGCAGACAUGCUGGACUACAUGCUAAGCACGGGCCAUAUCAGUCACCGGGAUGGCCUGCUAAUCACCUGGUACCACGCAGCCAACAGCAAGAAAGAGAUGGAGGAUGCCCUGAACAGCAAUGUCAUGGUCUUGGAGGCAGAUGUCAAUGUAGAAGGUUUCACCACAGUCAAUGAGACCGGGGUGCCUAUUAUGGCCCACCCUCCAGCCAUCUACAGUGACAACACCCUGCAGCAGUGGCUGGAAGCUGUACUCUCCUCAUCUCAGAAGGGCAUCAAACUGGACUUCAAGAGCCUCAAGGCUGUGGGCCCCUCCCUGGACCUCCUCCGGCAGAUGACCGAGGCUGGCAAGAUUCGGAGACCGGUGUGGAUCAAUGCUGACAUCCUGAGGGGCCCCAAUGUGCCCAUCUCGAUUGAGAUCAAUGCUACACAGUUCCUGGCGCUGGUCCAGGAGAAGUAUCCUGACGUCACCAUCUCUCCUGGCUUUACUACUCUGUAUGUGCCUCAGUUGCCAAACAGCACGUACACCCAAGCCAUGGUGGAGAAGAUGCAGGAGCUGGUGGGGGCGCUGCCUCAGAGCAUCACCUUCCCCAUUCGGGCUUUCAUGGCACGGGCUGCUUGGCCCCACUUCAGCUGGCUCCUGGGCCAAUCUGAGAGAUACAGCCUGACACUGUGGCAGGGUGCCUCGGACCCCGUGUCGGUAGAUGAUCUCCUCUUCAUCCGGGACAACAGUGCCACCCACCAAAUCUACUAUGACCUCUUUGAGCCCGUCCUGUCGCAGUUCAAGCAGCUGGCCUUGAACAGCACCCGGAAGCGAACCUACUACACAGGUGGCAGCCUGAUCCCUCUUCUCCAGCAGCCCAGGGGUGAUGGCCUAGAGGUAGAGUGGCUGGAUCUACAAGUGAAUGGUGGCGGGAGAACAGCGGCCAUUACUGUCCCUGGCAGAGAAGGCAUGAUCCUGCUGGAUGUGGGCCUCCAGGAACCUGAAUCUGGGACCCCUGUGCCCAUCCUGCGUACCCAAGGUGGUCCUAUUCUGACAUUAGAGUCCUGUCUGCUGCAGCUGGCUGCUCACCCCGGCUCCUGGGGCAUCCAUGUGAACAUCGUGGAACCCACAGCUCUCCGGCCCUCCCUGGCCACACUGGCACGCCUCUCCACCCUUGGCCAUCUGCCCUGGCCCGUGUGGGUGGGGGCUACAAUCUCACAUGGUAAUUUUGUGGUCCCUGGUCAUGUGGCUGGCAGAGAACUGCUUACAGCUGUGGCUGAAGUUUUCCCUCACGUGACCGUGGCACCAGGCUGGCCUGAAGAGGCGCUGGGCAGCGGCUAUCAGGAGCAGAUGAUCACAGACAUGCUGGAGCUGUGUCAGGGACUCUGGCAACCUGUGUCCUUCCAGCUGCAGGCUGGGCCACUGGGCCGGAGUUCGGCCAAAGCUGUGGCCAGGCUUCUGGCAGCCUCCCCUCGAGCCACGGUCACGGUGCACCACAGCAUGGCUGGGAACAACUAUGCAGACGUUUGGGCUGGGUUGUGGGUGGCCAGGGCCAUGGACAGGACCCGAGUCUAUUACAGGAUACCCCAGGGGUACCGAGAAGACUUGCUGGCAGAUGUGAGCAGGAACUGA
Messenger RNA from Arvicola amphibius (Eurasian water vole), 1761 nucleotides. RefSeq names its product family with sequence similarity 151 member A (gene Fam151a). The coding region runs from base 1 to 1761 and encodes 586 amino acids. The transcript is spliced from 8 exons. The record is from RefSeq and is a predicted model, not a curated record. NCBI's taxonomy places the organism in Eukaryota, Metazoa, Chordata, Mammalia, Rodentia, Cricetidae.